Messenger RNA from Magallana angulata, 2751 nucleotides. RefSeq names its product BTB/POZ domain-containing protein KCTD3-like. NCBI's taxonomy places the organism in Eukaryota, Metazoa, Mollusca, Bivalvia, Ostreida, Ostreidae. Gene Ontology annotation, biological process: protein homooligomerization. Gene Ontology annotation, molecular function: protein binding. The coding region runs from base 127 to 2205 and encodes 692 amino acids. The record is from RefSeq and is a predicted model, not a curated record. The transcript is spliced from 20 exons.
ACUAUCUAUUUUCAUGUUCCAUAAUUAGAAAAUGGGAUGUAGAUGCUAUUUUUAGUAAAAUUGAUGUUUUUCUGGGUGAUUAAGGUAUAAAAGGUGAGCUAAGUGGCAUAAACUUAACAUUUUUCGAUGCCAGGGGACGUCAUUCAUCUCAAUGUUGGAGGGAAAAGGUUUUCAACAUCAAGACACACUCUGAUAUGGAUUCCAGAUUCAUUUUUUACAAGUAUGCUGAGUGGGAGAAUAUCAUCCCAAAUGGAUGAAACUGGGGCUAUUUUCAUUGAUCGAGAUCCAGUGAUAUUUUCUGUGAUACUAAACUUUAUGAGAACAAAGGAGGUGGACUUUGGAAAUGUUGACAUAUCAGCACUAAGACAUGAGGCAGAAUUUUUUGGCAUUACACCUCUAGUGAGUAGACUGACUCUAUGUGAAGACCUAGAACAUGCAUCUUGUGGUGAUGUUUUAUUCCAUGGUUAUCUCAACCCACCAGAACCACCUCUACCUCCUCCAUCAGCAGAGAAAAAGAGACAUUCCACUUCUGUUGUUGAUCUGGUAGGAGCAACAGGGGGUCAGGGUGCCUGUGCCAGAAGUCCAGGAUCUGUAUCAAGACAUGAUGCUGAGAGUGCAAGGUCCUCCCGCCCGGUGUCAGAGAUGUGUGUAACCGUCCAGUCAGGUGAACACAGACAGGUUCGACCAGCCUCAGAGGUUCUGCUUUGUCACUCAGCUGUUCUGGACAAAAUGCUUAUCCACCACAGUACAUGUCAUGACGAACCUUUGAAGGUUACCAUGGUUAGAGGUCAUCACAAUUGGCUGUGUGUUGCUUAUCCACAUUUUGUAUGCUGCUUCAGAAUGAAGGAUACAGCAGGCUGGCAGUUAAGAUGGACAAGUCCCUACAUGGAGGAUGUUGUAGAGAGAGUAGCUAUUAAUGCCAAAGUUUUAAAUCCUGAAAAUCCCAACAAAAUGGUGGCAGCAGCAAUGGGCAACAUGAUACAGCUCUGGAGUGUGGCAGACGAUGGAACAAGCAGGGAGAUUGGGAAGUUCAGUCUGAAUGUGUCGGUAGACUCCUUAUUCUUCAUUGGUAGUCAGCUGGUGGCCCUGAGUCAGACAGGGAAGGUGGGGGUGUGGCACGCCAUGAGUCAGCACUGGCAGAUCCAGGAUGUAGUUCCAGUUUCCAGCUAUGAUACAGCAGGCUCUUUCUUGCUGCUGGGCUGUGAAAAUGGCUCCAUCUAUUAUAUAGACAUGCAGAAGUUCCCUCUACGUAUGAAGGACAAUGACCUGUUGGUGACGGAGCUGUAUAAGGACCCAUCAGGGGACAUGGUCACUGCUCUCAGUGUAUAUCUAACACCCAAAACUAGCAUCAGUGGUAAUUGGAUAGAGAUAGCAUAUGGCACCAGCUCUGGGACAGUUAGAGUCAUUGUCCAGCACCCAGAGACAGUGGGCAGUGGUCCCCAGUUAUUUCAGACCUUCACAGUUCACAGAAGUCCGGUCAUCAAGGUGAUGCUAUCAGAAAAACACCUAGUCUCAGUAUGUAGUGAGUACAAUCAUGUCAGAACCUGGAGUGUGACUCGCUUUCGAGGAAUGAUCUCCACCCAGCCUGGAUCCACUCCCCUGGCUUCAUUCAAGAUCGUCUCUUUAGAAGACGUUGAUCCUAUUGUCAGUUACUCAGCUAGCAAUGACAUUGGUCCUUAUGGUGAACAAGACGAUCAGCAAGUUUUCAUUCAAAAAGUUGUACCUGAAACAAAUCAGCUAUUUAUCAGACUUUCAUCCAAUGGUCAAAGAGUGUGUGUCAUAAAGUCAGUAGAUUCCUUCAAUGUGAGUGCCUUUUGUGUUCAUGAGUGUGAGGGCUCAAACCGCAUGGGGUCUAGACCACGCAGGUACCUCUUUACAGGUCAUUCCAAUGGGGCAAUUCAGAUGUGGGAUUUGACUACAGCACUUGAUAAAAUGGUUAAAAGUGACCAAGGUACUGUAAAAGAUGGUGGACCAACUGCAAAAGAGUUAGUGAAGCUGUUGGAACAAUGUGACCUUUCUUCUUCAAGGUCACCCACUCCCUAUGUGAGCCCCGCUCCCUCUGUGUGUAACAUUGCACCAUCUCAGCUGGGCCCGACCACAGGUCCCUGGGUGAAGCAGUCAGAGACAGAUACAGAAAGAGAAGGGGCCACAGGAGGGGACUACAUGGAAACUGUGGAAACAGACACACAGAUAACUCGAAUAUAGUGGAUGUCCGAGACCAGAUGACCUCAUGAAAUGAACAAUCCAUUCCCAAGUUUUAACUACAUAGGAAAGGUGUAUAUAUAAAGGCUGUGUUGAAUCUGAUUUUAACAAUGCAUAUCAGAUUGUAAAUAUGUAAACAUGUACUUGUAUUUACAAUGCUACUUGUCAUUGCUAUGAAAGCUUAUGAACACUCUAGUCUUGCGCUUUGUUGCUAUGAACGCUAGUCUUAAGUACAGUGUUAUAAUCAAUUUCCAUGAGAAUUACUAUGAAUAUGCAAACUUUUCAGUUCACCGUUGUAAGGUGGACUGGUGUAUAGGAAAACAUGGAUGGAAGUCAGAGAUCUGAAGAAUUCCUUUUCUCCUUGCUUUUGUUUUUUAUUUCCUCUGUUGUAAGUGUUUUAGAGAGGUUUACAAAUGUAAGUUACAUUUUUUUCCUCUUAAACAUGACACUGUGAUCAUAUUUUGUAUUUUUUAUUAUACCUAUUGUUUUACAAUCGAUCAUAAUUGUUUUACUAUCAGCUGUUUUUCCAAUAAAAUUAUUAGCAAACAA